AUGAUUCAUAUGUCAGAACACUUGCCAAUCCUUAACACUUUUCCAUCUAGCACAUUUAAAGAAUAUGUGAAGAAGAUCAAACUGCUAAGCAACCCUGAAGAGCGCGCUCGGAUACUACAGGAGUUACCCAAAGUGAUUGCUGGUCCAUGCUUGCAACAAGACUCUGAUAUUGAGAACUUGGAGGAAAACCCAGAAAAUUGUAGCCAAGCGAAUUGGGAGAAAGCCCCCAAAAGUUCAGAAAAUAUUAGGAAUGAACAGAAAGGAAAUGAUCCUGGUUGGAGCUGUUCUAACUGGGAGAGUGAUCAAAAUAAUGUCAGUGAUCAAGAUAAUAAUUGCAAGAUCGUGGAAAAAGAAUGGAGCGCAGAAGACCAUUCCAAAAUGGAAGUUAACAGAAUGAAAGUCGCUUCUCAACCAUUUGGUAAAUCUACUCCAUUUUCUUCAAGUUCAAGAGGGCCACAAGAAAGAAUCCAUGAUAUGCAAAAACCUUCAUCUUCAACGCCACACAUCUCAAAGAAACAUCCUUCAUGGAGUAAAGCAGGUAACAAUGAAACAGACAAGGUUUGGCGUUAUCGGGAUCGUGUAGGUAAGGUACGAGGACCAUUUACAAUUGCACAGCUUCGAAAAUGGCAAAAAACUGGCCUUUUGCCUUUAAAUUUGAGGAUUUGGAAAAUAUUUGAGCACGAGGAUGACUCAAUUUUAUUGACUGAUGCACUUGCUGGAAGGUUCUAUCUGUUCGAAGAGUCUAAUGAUUACUCUGCAAGAUUCAGUGUGAAGGUGCGUAGAAUGGAAUCAAAAGAUUUGUCUUUGUGGUUGGAUAAUAUUGCAACUACGUUUCCUGAUUAGAAGCAUCAACUAGUAAAAACAGAAGUGUAUUAACAGAUUCAGAAAACCAAUCAAUAACCUCAUUAUUAAAUGUACAACCUUCCAGCCUUGGAGAUGAUUGAAAGAUUUGUUCAUUUGAUACUCCUGGUAUUAACCAUUUUGAAUAUCUGAUCCAUAUGGAAUAUGAUAAGCUGCUCAGUUUCAAACGUGGAGUCCUGAACCAAUUUUAUAUGGACAGAAACACUGAUGAAACUUCUCAGGAAAAAAGACUAUAAAACAAGCUCUAUGUUUUGAGAAACUACGAGGAUUUUUGCUGAAGAAUUCUGUCAUUUCCUCCAUGGACACGUAAUUACUUAAAGGGUACCAUUGUGGAUGGUCAUAAUUGUUCUGAAGUGUUGCUUAACAUGAUGUGUCUAUAAUUUGUUAAAAAAACAAUUUCCAUAAAAUUAGUAAAAGCAUACUCAAAUUAUAAUA
Messenger RNA from Cryptomeria japonica (Japanese cedar), 1296 nucleotides. RefSeq names its product zinc finger CCCH domain-containing protein 19-like. Gene Ontology annotation, molecular function: protein binding. The transcript has 3 exons. Lineage: Eukaryota; Viridiplantae; Streptophyta; Pinopsida; Cupressales; Cupressaceae. The record is from RefSeq and is a predicted model, not a curated record. Bases 1 to 843 code for a protein of 280 amino acids.